Molecule: messenger RNA, 881 nt
Organism: Otolemur garnettii (small-eared galago)
Lineage: Eukaryota; Metazoa; Chordata; Mammalia; Primates; Galagidae
Product: arylacetamide deacetylase-like
Exons: 3
Coding region: 152-586 (144 amino acids)
Source: RefSeq, a predicted model, not a curated record
CAACCCUUAUCUAAAUGAGCAACUCUAUAUUCAAAAAGCAACAUACAGCUUCUAGGUGGAGCUGAGCAGCUUAUUGAAGAACACUAUUCAGGCAUAUCGUGUAACUUUACUUUCUCUGUUUCUGAAGACAAAGAAGCACAGGAACUACAACAUGGGAAGAAAAUCUCUAUACCUUUUGAUUGCAGGGGUCUUUGUUGCAUACUACAUUUAUAUACCUCUCCCAGAUAAUGUAGAGGAGCCAGGAAGAAUUAUGUGGAUGAAUACAUACAUGAAAACUUUUACACAUUUGGCUACGUUUAUUGAGCUGCUCGGACUAAAUCAUUAUAUGGUGAUCUUUGGGUUUUUUAUGAGCUUUGAUGAAGUCCCACCAACCUCAGAUGAAAAUGUCACUGUGACUGAGACACAAUUCAACAACAUUCCUGUUCGUGUAUAUGUGCCAAAGAGGAAGUCAGAAGCACUAAGAAGGGGAUUGUUUUACAUCCAUGGUGGUGGCUGGUGUUUGGGAAGUGCUGCUUUACGUCAUUAUGACUUGCUGUCAAGAUGGACAGCAGAGAGACUUGAUGCUGUAGUCAUAUCCACCAAGUAAGAGCCACGUGGUUUUGUUUUCAGGUCAGAUGCCAGGUGCACCAACUCCCUCAGCUUUCUUAGAUGACAAACGAUUAUGCAAAAAAUACGUGUUUCUCAGAUUAUACUAAGGAGGUGAUUAAAAGUGAAAGCUAGGUCUACCCUAAGUAGAGCUGAGAAAAAAGUGUGUGUGCACGCAGGCUGUGUGAUUUAGGUAAGAAGAAAGAGCUAACCAUAAAGAAUAUUCUUUUCACAUAAAUUUAAAUUGUAUCAUCCAUGGACCUGAUUAUUUGCAAUAAAUAUCCUCUCAAGCUUUA